Messenger RNA from Pelagomonas calceolata, 760 nucleotides. NCBI's taxonomy places the organism in Eukaryota, Pelagophyceae, Pelagomonadales, Pelagomonadaceae. The record is from the annotation of a GenBank genome assembly.
CUCGUCGCCUUGCACAAAAGCUCUCACGACGCCGUCGCGCACCGUUUCGACGGUCCAGCGAUUAACAGCAACUUUUUCCAGCCCGCGCUAGACGCUGCAGCGCGUGCCGCUGUCCUCAAGCCCCAGCGCACUGUCUAGCCACCACCCCUCUGUGGUGCAUGCAGCAAACGCCAGCGCCAGUUGAGAAGAAGAAGCGCCGCAAGCGUAGAGGCAUGUUUGGACUUCCGGCCGGCGUGCCGGCCCUCAUCGUUCUAGUCGGCGCCGUCGCGCUCGGCCGCAUGGCGGCGGACGACUACGCCGAGGGGCCGAUCCAGCGCGUCUCCGUCGUCGCCAUGGUCGUCUCGGUCCCCUUCUGCGUCUGGGGCUUGUUCAACACUAUGUUUUAUCAUUUGGACCUGGGCAUGGUGAGCUACGCGCUCGCCGGCGCGGCGGGCGCCUACGGGUUCGGCCUGCUGUCCGUGGACGGCUACGAGCAGUCCGCGACGAACGUCCGCAUGGUUACAGGUGUAGGCUUCGGCGCGGUCGCCGCGAACUACCUCCUGGGCCUGGCCCUCGUGCCCACCUUCUCGGGCCUCGGCCUCUACUUCGUCGUCGCGGAGGCCUUUUGGCUCUCGAUGCUCUACAGCGCCUACGCGGCGACGAGCGUCGAGCUCGACCCGUCGUCGACGUACACGUCGCUCAUCUAGCUCGCAGCGUAUCCCGACGUGCCGUCGUCGUCGGCGGGGAUAGGCUGCCUGUGCCCUAAUGAUGUGUUCCACGA